GAUCGAUAUACAGCCGCUGUCACAUACUUACCAGACUGUGAUGCUACAUUUCUCAAUUAAAAUAAAAGUGUACACACAGCAUUGCUCUACAUCUGGCAAAAAGAUAUAUCAUAAUAAACAACUUUAAAAUUCGAAAAAAAAUAAUAAAUCAAAUUACAAAUAACUGAUAAAUAAACCAAGAAACGUGUACAAAAACAUUUUCAUCACACCGUCUGGGAAGGAAUAACAAAUAAAUCAAGAAACGAAUAACAACUUGUGCAUUUCCAACGAAACAGAACAAUUACAUCGGAACAAAAAUGACGUGGGAACCGCAACACGAAGGACUGCAACAGAUCAUCACGAUUCUGAGGGAGUCGCAGUCACCAGACACUCAAACUCAAAGGGCCGUACAAAUGAAACUAGAGGAACUGAACCAAUACCCCGAUUUUAACAACUACCUCAUAUAUGUGCUAACGAAAUUGAAAUCAGAAGACGAACCAACAAGAUCUCUCAGCGGCCUAAUCCUCAAAAACAACAUUCGAACUCAUGGAAACACUUUGCAAUCGGAAAUCGUUGAAUACAUCAAGAACGAAUGUCUGCGUGCCGUUGGCGAUCCAUCACCACUGAUUCGGGCAACUGUUGGUAUUUUGAUUACAACAAUAGCGAGCAAAGGGGGUCUAACAAAUUGGCAGCAACUAUUACCAUCGCUGUGCGAAAUGUUAGAUUCACAGGAUUACAACAUAUGUGAAGGUGCGUUCGGGGCACUGCAGAAAAUCUGCGAAGAUUCAACUGAUGCUUUGGAUAGUGCUGCCUUGAACAGGCCAUUGAACGUUAUGAUUCCGAAAUUUUUGCAAUUCUUCACGCACACCAGCCCAAAGAUUCGGUCACAUGCUAUAGCUUGCAUAAAUCAGUUUAUUGUGAAUCGAACUCAGGCACUGAUGUUACACAUUGACACAUUCAUUGAAAAUUUGUUUCACUUGUCUACCGAUGAAGAUCAUGAAGUGCGGAAAAAUGUGUGCAGGGGCUUGGUGAUGUUGUUAGAGGUUCGCAUGGAUCGUCUCAUUCCACACAUGAAUCAAAUUAUCGAAUAUAUGUUGCUCAGAACACAGGAUCAGGAUGAGAGCGUAGCGCUUGAAGCCUCUGAAUUUUGGUUGACAUUGGCUGAGCAAACAAUCUGCAAGGAAGUUCUCACGCCGCAUUUACCUCGCUUAGCCCCAGUGCUGGUGCGUGGUAUGCGAUACUCUGAAAUCGAUAUCAUUUUGCUGAAGGGUGACGUUGAAGAAGACGAAAUGGUGCCCGAUCGUGAGGAGGACAUUCGCCCCAGAUUUCAUAAAUCGCGCACGCACACGGUAAAAUCAGGUGAGGAAAAUGGUGGCGAUCCCGAUGAUGAUGACGAUGACGACUGUGGUUUGGACGACGAUAACUCAUUAUCGGAAUGGAACCUACGAAAAUGCAGUGCUGCCGCCCUGGAUGUGUUGGCCAACGUGUUUAGAGACGAAUGUUUGCCGAUUGUUUUACCAAUUUUAAAGGAAACUCUUUCCCAUCCGGAGUGGGAGAUAAAGGAAAGUGGCAUUUUAGCAUUAGGAGCAAUAGCCGAGGGAUGUAUGUCGGGAAUGAUAACCCACUUGCCGGACUUGAUUCCGUAUUUGAUCACUAGUUUAUCUGAUAAGAAAGCACUGGUUCGCUCAAUUACAUGUUGGACUUUGUCAAGAUAUGCUCACUGGGUGGUCAAUCAACCACAUGAACGUUAUUUGAAACAAUUGAUGGAAGAAUUACUGAAACGUAUCCUAGAUAGUAACAAGCGAGUUCAAGAAGCUGCAUGCUCUGCAUUCGCAACCCUCGAGGAGGAAGCUUGCACUGAGUUAGUUCCGUAUUUGAGUUUCAUCCUUGAAACGCUGGUGUUCGCCUUCUCGAAAUAUCAACACAAGAAUCUACUCAUUCUAUACGAUGCCGUUGGCACGUUGGCAGAUUCAGUUGGUCAUCACCUGAACAAACCGGAAUACAUAGACAUAUUGAUGCCCCCAUUGAUUCAAAAAUGGAAUAUGCUCAAAGACGAUGACAAAGAUUUGUUUCCACUACUGGAAUGCUUGUCAAGCAUUGCAACCGCACUUCAAUCUGGCUUUCUACCAUACUGCGAACCAGUCUACAAUCGAUGCAUAUCGUUAAUUCAACAAACGAUCAACCAGGACAUGGUGAACAAUUUGAAUUCGGGACAAUAUGAACAACCGGACAAGGAACGAAUGAUCGUCGCACUUGAUUUACUCUCUGGUUUGGCUGAAGGUCUCGAUGGACACAUUGAAUUGCUGGUGGCGAAUAGCAACAUCAUGACGCUGCUGUUUCAAUGUAUGCAAGAUGUUAUGCCGGAGGUGCGGCAAUCGUCCUUUGCACUGUUGGGCGAUCUGACAAAGGCGUGCUUCCAACAUGUAGCGCCGUGUAUGCAAGACUUCUUUCCGAUUCUCGGUCAAAAUUUGAAUCCGGACUUUAUUUCGGUGUGUAACAAUGCAACUUGGGCCAUUGGCGAGAUAUGUAUGAAAUUGGGUGAAAAUACUCGGUCAUUCAUACCACUCGUUUUGAGCAAAUUAAUCAUCAUCAUCAAUCGUCCGAAUACGCCGAAAACGCUGCUCGAGAACACAGCAAUAACAAUCGGUCGACUAGGUUAUGUGUGUCCUGUUGAAGUGGCGCCCUAUUUACAAGAAUUUGUACGACAGUGGUGCACAUCACUUCGUCACAUACGAGACAAUGACGAAAAGGAUUCAGCUUUCCGAGGAAUGUGUCACAUGAUAACCGUAAAUCCAGUCGGAGUUGUUCCGGACUUUAUAUUUUUCUGUGAUGCCAUUGCUUCAUGGGCAAAUCCACCUACUGACUUACAUCAGAUGAUUCAAAAGAUAUUGCUCGGUUUCAAAACCCAGGUGGGUGUAGAAAAUUGGCGAAGCUUUGUUGACCAAUUUCCAGCAAAUUUAUCAGAACGAUUGGUUACCAUGUAUGAAAUCUAAUAAAUUUGACAGGAUUAAGACAACAAAAUGAAAUUUAAAGCAUCAUCUUUAUUUGCAAGUCAUUGGUAAUGUUUUAACAACUUUUAUUACAUCCUCACAUUGAUUAACCAACUCAAUGCCAAAAUAUGUUUUUUUUUCAACUAACUUCACGAUUUAGAUCAAAUUAUUUAUUUAAGUAAAUUUUUUUUUGCAGUCUUAAUGUAAAUACCUAUCUAUCUAUAACCAAAUUUCGUAUAUUUUUUUUAUAAUCAAAUGAAAGUAGAACGCAGGAUAAAAAUAUUAGUAUCAGAGCCGUAUAAUUGUAAAUUUUUUUGUUUUUCUUAAUUGGUUCCCUCGGUUAAAACAAUUUGACAUUUUGAAUGGUUUGGGUACAGUUUAGAUAAGUUUCCUUAUAGAUGCCCACUACCCACAUCAACACAGAUUUAUUUCGAAAAAUUUCUUUACGAAGUUUAACAAUCGAAAGAGAAAAUGUGUCCAUCAUCAUUGUCAUAGGGUUUAUCACUUUUGUCUUUA
This is a messenger RNA of Bradysia coprophila, 3485 nucleotides long. RefSeq names its product transportin-1-like. The record is from RefSeq and is a predicted model, not a curated record. Gene Ontology annotation, molecular function: small GTPase binding. Gene Ontology annotation, biological process: protein import into nucleus. NCBI's taxonomy places the organism in Eukaryota, Metazoa, Arthropoda, Insecta, Diptera, Sciaridae.